This is a messenger RNA of Pseudocercospora fijiensis CIRAD86, 1452 nucleotides long. RefSeq lists its product as uncharacterized. NCBI's taxonomy places the organism in Eukaryota, Fungi, Ascomycota, Dothideomycetes, Mycosphaerellales, Mycosphaerellaceae. Gene Ontology annotation, biological process: carboxylic acid metabolic process. The record is from RefSeq and is a predicted model, not a curated record. The transcript has 2 exons. The coding region runs from base 1 to 1452 and encodes 483 amino acids. Gene Ontology annotation, molecular function: pyridoxal phosphate binding; carbon-carbon lyase activity.
AUGACCAAUUCAACGACAAGUCUCGUCCUCCCGGACUUUCAUACCCUCGCCAAUGCCAGAAGUCGCCUUUGCAAGUCCCUUCCGGCAGACGGUAUGGGCGAACAGAAGGCUCUUGAGCACAUUCGACAGGAUCUGGUGCCGGCUCUGAGUAAUAGCUCGUCUCCCAACUACUAUGGAUUCGUUAAUGGUGGAAGUACACCUGCCGCCACCGCAGCUGACCACAUUGUGACGGUACACGAUCAGACGGCCCAAGUCCAUUUGCCAGACCAAACAAUAUGUACCGACGUUGAAGAUGCUGCCUUGAGAAUGCUACUGGACUUUGUCGGGCUUGAGAGUGAUGUCUUCAGCCAUCGGACGUUUACCACGGGUGCCACGGCUAGCAAUCUUUUAGGACUUGCUUGCGGCAGAGAAUGGGUCAUAUCUGAGCUUGCCAAGAAGAAAGGCAACGAUGCUAGUGUUUCCAACGAUGGACUGGCUACUGCAAUGAGGGAAGUUGGGAUUGAAGACUUUCAGAUCAUAACCACCGUUCCACACUCAUCUCUGAAGAAGGCCGCCUCUAUCGUGGGGCUCGGCAGAAAUGCUGUGAAGGAUGUUGGCCUGUCCCAAGCAAAGCAUAAUUUCGACCUCGACGCGUUAGAGACAGCUCUCCGAGACCAGACCAAAGGUUCAAUUGUGGCAAUCUCGAUGGCUGAAGUCAACACAGGCUUCUUCGCCACCUCUGGAGACGAUAUGACCAAAAUUCGCAAGCUUUGCGACAUGUAUGGCGCUUGGAUUCAUGUAGAUGCAGCAUUCGGUCUGCCAGCCAGACUCCUGCCAACUGAUAACAACCAAUAUGCUACUCUUGUUGAUGGUGUCCGCCACCUGGAGCUGGCAGACUCGAUCACGGGCGACGCACACAAGCUGUUCAAUGUGCCCUAUGACUGUGGGAUUUUCGUUUCAAGACAUCUAGACAUCGGCACAGAAGUCUUUCAAAAUGUGGGAGCAGCAUACUUACAGUCGUCAUCGGCUGUCACCAUUCCUUCGCCACUGAACAUUGGUAUCGAGAACUCGCGGCGAUUUCGGGCGUUGCCUGUCUACGCUACUCUGCUUGCUCAUGGCCGGAACGGAUAUCUUGAUAUGCUGGAACGACAGAUCGGCCUCGCGAGAGAAAUCGCAAACUACAUUGCAAACUCACCUGCUUAUGAGUUGCUGCCGCGGUCUCCGCCUAGCUUCGCCAAGGUAAAAGAGCAAGGUUUGAGCAGGACAUACAUGGUGGUGCUCUUUCGAGCGGUCGACGAUGCUGUCAACCAGGAACUCGUGAAGCGGAUCAAUGACACUCGAAAGAUUGUUGUCAGCGGAACAAAGUGGGAGGGACAGCCUGCUGCACGGAUUGCGGUAGCAAACUGGCAAGCUGAUGUGGCGAGGGACGCUGCUUUAGUUAAGGAGGUGCUGGAGGAAGUUGUGCAGCAGUGA